Esox lucius (northern pike) is the source of this 5171-nucleotide messenger RNA. It is a transcript of the gene pogza, whose product is annotated as pogo transposable element derived with ZNF domain a. The coding region runs from base 33 to 4451 and encodes 1472 amino acids. The record is from RefSeq and is a predicted model, not a curated record. Gene Ontology annotation, molecular function: RNA polymerase II cis-regulatory region sequence-specific DNA binding; DNA-binding transcription factor activity, RNA polymerase II-specific. Lineage: Eukaryota; Metazoa; Chordata; Actinopteri; Esociformes; Esocidae. Gene Ontology annotation, biological process: regulation of DNA-templated transcription. The transcript has 21 exons.
AUCUGUAGACUUCUGUUAUAACUUUACCUACAAUGCCGGCGUAUUGUUGUGUUCCCAAAUGUACGUCUUCAAAGAGAAAUAAAUCCUAUAGAGGUCAAUCCUUCCAUCGUUUCCCCAAAGAUCCUGUACUUUGCCGUGAAUGGAUUCAUAAAAUAAGAAGAGAUCCCGGUCCCCAUUUCAAGAUCCACGUGGACACAAAAGUUUGUUCAGAUCAUUUUACAGAAGAAUGUUUUUUGAAGACCCUGGUUGGCAUGCGAAAGUUGAAACAAGGUUCUGUUCCAACAUUGUUUGCCUGGACAAAUAGUACCGUGAGGCCUGCAAGGAGGUCUAUCGUCAGAACUACAAGUCAUGCAACCACUGCAGUUGUUGAAGAGGAUGUCCAGCAGGAUGAUGUAAAUUCUAAUGAGUUAAGAGUGGUGAACAUGGUGGACUCGGACGUCAACAUGGACGACAUCGAGAUCAACGCGUCAGACUCAGAGCUCCACAUGGAGUGUGUGGAGGAGGAUCUGACGCCAUGGCAACACCAGUCAGAUAAUGAGAUGGAAGAAACAAGCAGCGUAAAAGGACCUCCCAAUCACACUUUAGUGACACGCCCCAGCGAUGUCAGUGGUGUCGUAACCAAACCUUUACGUGCCCUUGCACCAUGCCCACCACAGUCACUGGUUUUGACACAGGCUAUGACUAAUGUGCUGCAGCCUCUACAACACCCCAUACCCGAGGUUCUGCAAAUGCCGGCCGCUAUGCUGCCUAGCACCAGUAGCGUCAACGGCCAGAACAUCAUCUUCACCACACAGAACAUACAAGGGGCCACGCAGACUAUAAGUGCCAAAAAGGUGGGGUACAUCGUGAAUGGCCAACCCAUCACUGUGUUGCCGGGUGUCCAGGGAACUCAGCUCCAGCUGAUGCCCCAGCAGGUCCUGUCCCAGCCCCUGAACGGGCCAGCCCCCAGCGGCUUCACCACGGUGCGCAUCCCCGUCACCCUCACCAUCCGCACCAACAAUGGAGUCAGCACCAUCAGCACCGUGGCCUCCGGCGGGGUCAACCUCACCCCGACUCCUGUAGCCGUCCCCACCACUCCAUCCAUCACAAGCAUUACGUCAGCCGGUUCUAUGGCUGUAGCAGGCAGCCAUGUUGUGAGAGUUGCACCCCUCACCAUCUCACCCAGAGCACCGCAGUGUCUGACCGCACGGCAGUCACCCAGCCCUGCCCGGGCCCCCGGUACCAGUGGAUCAAGUUCUGGUCCCUCUCCUAGUGCUCCCCUCAGAGUGAUUUCACCAGCCUCUGCCACGCCAAAGAUGUGCAAGUACUGCCGGUCUGAGUACAAAAUGGUCAACGCCCUGCGUGGCUUCAUGUGUCUCUGCAGCAAAGAGAUCGCCCAAAGCCUGGACGCCAUCAACUCUCCAAAGUCUUUCAGACCCGGCAAACUCCCCAAGUCAUCCAAACCGAAGGCCAAAUCCUCAAAAGCUGCGGCCUACACCCCGUCUUCCUCCUCUUCCUUGCCGACCUUCCCCAGGACCGCCAAGGAGCCUGCCUACUCGUCGGAGGGCGGCAGCCCCCCCCCUGAGGCUGACCAGCAGGGCAAGCUCAUCAUGCUGGUGGAGGACUUCUACUACGGCGUGGACAAGGGCCGCAGCCUGGUCGGAGCGCCUGUGGAGAAGUCGCCAGGCGUCUUCAAGUGCAUCCACUGCAGCAAGACCCUCAAGAACAACAUCAAGCUGAUGAACCACAUGCGUCACCACGUGGAGGUGACAGCGCUGCAGAACGGCGGGGAGGACACGCACACCACCUGCCAGCACUGCUUCCGCAACUUCACCUCGCCCUUCAGCCUGCAGUGCCACGUGGAGGGCGUCCACAGCCAGUUUGAGUCCACUGCUAAGUGUAAGAUCUGUGAGUUGGUGUACGACGGCGAGCCUUUGUUCCUGCAGCACAUGAAGAACACCCACAAGCCUGGAGAGAUGCCUUACAUCUGCCAGGUUUGCGACUACCGCUCAUCUCAAUACACGGACGUAUACACCCACUUCCGCGAGGUCCACUGCGACACGGUCAACCUACUGUGCCCCUACUGCCUCAAAGUAUUCCGCUCCAGCAGUACCUACCAAAGCCACUACAGCCGCCACCAGAAGAAAACUGUGUUCCAGUGUGACAUGUGUCGGCUGCAGUUCCUUUUUGCCAAGGACCGUGCGGAGCACAAAGUGCAGUAUCACAAGACCCACGUCAAGCCCAGGCAGCUGGAGGGCCUGAAGCCAGGGACCAGGGUGACCAUCAGGGCAUAUGCGGUGCAGGGCAAGGAGUUCUUCCAUUCAGAGUCGGUAAGACGGGCAGACCUGAGGCCCUCCAGAGUGAUUGACGUUCCCUCCUCCCCCCAAAAACCUGUGCCCAAGAAGAAGCCUGUCGAGAGCCUGAUGGAGCUGCUCACCAAGUUCCAGAGGAUGAAUCCAUUGCGUGACCGACAGAACUGCAUGGAGUGCACCUUUGAGAUCCCGGACUUUGCCAACCACUUCCCCACCUGCGUCCACUGCUCCCUGUGUCGCUACAGUACUUGCUGCUCUCGCGCCUACGCCAACCACAUGAUCAAUAACCAUGUGACUUGCAGAAGCACCACCCAGUACCUGGCCAUGUACGAGUCAUACCCACGAAUGGAUGAGAUCAGGUGCACAUCAUGUAACUACAAGACAAAGAUAGGAGACAUGAUGGCCAACCACCUGGUGGAUCACCUAGACCAUGACGCUGCAAGCUUCAGAAAGAUGGAUGUGGAAGAUGUUCCUGUUCCUGCAGAAGCUUCUGAAAGCAUAGUCACGAUGGAUAUUAACCCGAGUCAGGGAGGGUCCUUUGUACCUAUUCAUCUCUUACCAGCUGGCAACAGUUCUACCAUGCUUUCCAUCAAACCACUCCUGUCUUCCAAGUCCAACAUGACUGUCACGCUCCUCGGUCCCAAUAAAACCAUGCCCACCACUAACAGUGCUGGGUCUAAUGGGGUCUGGACCCCCCCAAAAGACAGAAGCUUUGGUCAUGGGGUCGAGCUCCAGGGGUCAAAUGGCCUAAGCAACAGAGAGCUGCUCACCGAUGGAGGGGCUAACAUGAGCAGAUCCGGUAACGUGGGGUUGACCAAACUGACGGUGCGCCAGCUGAAGGUGUUACUCUACGCCCUGUGCAGCGGCAUCCCCCAGGCGACCCUCCGCUACGGCACCGAGCCAGAACUCAUCCAGGAUUUGAUGUUGCAGCAGGAAGCCCAGCGGAUCCGGAAGGAGUGGAUCUGGAGCACGGACCGCAUCGCAGAGUGGGUGAUGUGCCAGCGGGAGCAGCAGCUGCCCGUCACCGAGGAAAACCUGCUCCAGACGGCCACACAGGCCCUGGAGGAGUCGCACGAGAUCGAGGAGUUCUAUGAGUGGGCCGUGGAGUUCAUGCUCCGGCACAACCUCAGCCUGCAGGCCAGUUGCUCAGCCAAGCGGCCGCUGCCUCGCAACGUCUACGAGAGCGUCCGCAUCUUCACUCGCUUCGUCUCCAAGCAGGUCAAAGAUGUCGGUUUCCAGCUGCCUUCCAUCGGUUGCAUUGACGAGCUCUCCAUCUUCGUGGACGUCGACCAGCUCAGGUCGAGCCCUGAGGCGUUCCAGCUGAUUGGCACCGGGGAACCCCUUGUUGAUGUGGUCCUAGCUGGGCUGGCGGAUGGCACCAUGCUGCCCAUCAUGGUGUUCAUUAGGGGCAAACCUCUGCGCCUCCAGAAGGCCACGCCGGACUCCGUCCUCCUGGAGAUGCGGCCAGAGGGCUUUACGGAAGAGGAGCGCCUGCAGCUGUGGCUUGCUAAGGUGUGGCAGAAACACAUCAACCCCCAGGCCGGGGGGAAAGGUCUGCUGAUCAUGGACACCCAUCGCGGUCACCUGGCUGACGACUUCCUGGCCGCGCUGAACAGCAGCAACACCCUGCCGGCAGUGAUCCCCAUCGGUUGCACUUGCCGCCUGCAGCCCAUGGAGCUGUGUGUGGCCCCUGUUAUGAGGGAGUUCCUGCAGGCUCGCUGGUGCGAGGCUCACGCUAAGAACAGGGGAGCCAUGGGUCCAGGGAUGGCUGACAUGGUUUUACUGCUGUUGGAAUGGCUGGGCGACGUGGCCUCCUGCUUGGCCGCACAACCGGAGAUCCUCCAGCGCUCCUUCUUGAUGGUUAACACGCCACCUCAGGAGGAAGGAGAGGAUGGCCCGGGAGAAAUGGUGCGGAACCUCACCACGGCUCUUGUUGGGUUUUCUCCGGCAAGUUCCUCCAAAAAGAGCUCCAAAACAAUAGUGGAGCUGGAGGACAAAGGGGUGGUCUCGGAUUCUAUGUCUGAGUGCACCUUGCCAUCUCUGCCUUCUAACCCUCAAGCUCUUAAACAGGUUUUUGAGAAGGACAGUGAUCUCGAGUCUUUCCAUGGUUUCGAAGAAACUGACAUUGCUGAUCAGUUGCAGAGCCACACAUCACAGUAGACUGCAGACAGGCCAUGGAUGUUAAUGUUCACACCAACGGAAUCAUUACAUUUCAAGUAGAAAUGGGAUAGUUUGAGACUUAACCAGACCUCUGUUAAAAAUGCACAUGUUUUUCACUUUUGUUUUGUAGGUUUCAAAAUACUGAAAUGUUUUUGUACAUUUUCUAUGACAAGCUGCUGUAACAAAUGUUUUUGACUGUGUUACCCUAUAAGGUGAAAUUAAGUAUAACUAACCUUUCUUAUGCAAUUAAACAGCCCUGUUCUGUCAACACUGUAGACUUAAGGCUUUGUAAAUUAGUUUAUUAUGUAUUAGAAUUCAUAGACCCUCUUUCCUAGGCCUAUACCUCUGUCAAAAUUAGAUUUUGUAUGUUGCUAACUCGAAUGUAUGACUGUAUGCUUCACUGUAUGUGGCUGGGGAAAUGGUGACGACACUUAUUUACAAAGCUGUGACAGUUUCAGAAAUCAGACAUCCAUCAUCCUUAGGCCAAUGCUUACAUUUAACUACUUGUGUACUGAAAGCAACCUAGCCUUUAAAGUAGUCAUGUCUAAUGAGAUAAAUUACCUCAAGAAAACCAACCAUGCACUACACAGGAAAACUCAGAUCAUGUCCAUGCCUUAAGAGUGCUUUCUAUUGAAUACCAUCCUAACUUGUGGCUUAUUUACAUGUUUUAAUUUCAACUAAUUCACAUUUUUAAUGCAAUAAAGUGUCAGGCCUGUUUUA